Vanrija pseudolonga is the source of this 812-nucleotide messenger RNA. RefSeq lists its product as uncharacterized. The record is from RefSeq and is a predicted model, not a curated record. The transcript is spliced from 2 exons. Bases 5 to 538 code for a protein of 177 amino acids. Lineage: Eukaryota; Fungi; Basidiomycota; Tremellomycetes; Trichosporonales; Trichosporonaceae.
CACCAUGCCUGCCAUAUUCGCUGAGCUCGGCAUAACCUGGACGACGGUCGCGCUGGUCGGCGCGACCGCCGCGUCGUCGUACGCGACCUUCGCCAACGUCGGCCUGGCGCAGUUCGGCAUCGUGCCCUUCCUAACCGGCAAGGUCGGCGCGCUACGACUCAGCCCCGCAGACAAGGUCGGCGCAUGGAAGGCGUACUUCCACGCCGGGGCGGCUUGGACGCUCGGCGCGCAGGCGCUCGCGGCCGCGCUUGACGCGUACGCUGUCGUCUCAGCUUCCGGCCUCGUGCGGACGCUUGCCGCGCACGCGGGGGUGCUCAGCCUUGCGACCGUGCCCCUCACCCUGGCGUUCAUCCACCCCGUCAAUGUCGAGCUCCUCGCCCUCGCGGACGAAGGGGACAAGCUGAGCGCGGAGCAGGGCCAGCAGGUUGAAACCUUGCUCGGCAAGUGGCAGCGCCGGAAUGCAUGGCGCCACGGCGCCGUGUCGCUCCUUGGCUGGGCGUUUGGCAUUGCGGCGCUCGUCCUGGAUGCGCGGGCGUAGGCGUUGCCGCGCUGUCCGUCUCCAAAAGUUUCAGCAGAUGCACCCUGUUGUCCACCACCGCAUCUGGUGGUAUCGCCUAUGCACUACGUGCCUUGAGAAUUGGUACCACGCAAGCUGGAUGCGUGGAUGCUUGCGGCAGGUGAAGACGUCGUUGUGUCAAGGUUCAUGACGUCGUCAACCCACACGACACCCCGGGAACGUGGCAUCACCACCGGGAACAUGGCGGCCCGCGCAAGCGGCACAGGGCGGAGAGGCACAACAUCCGAGUCUGGAG